AUGUCGUUCGUUUUGAAGGAGUUGAAUGACUUCCGGCGAGGCAUCACCUUUUUGCCGGGCGACUUUGGCGCCCUGUCUCAGCUGUUCUUCGACAACCUGUCCACGCUGUUGGGCAUCCUGGGCUCCAUAUUCGCCAUGACGGGCCCGGGCUUUGGCGCCAGCCCGGACCUCGUGAAUGAGGUUGCGUACGGGAAGAUCGUGCCCGGCCUGGGGCUCACCAUCCUGUUCGGUAACAUCUACUACUCGUGGAUGUGCACGCGGAUGACGCGAGACACGGGGAGGCCGUACACGGCGCAGCCGUACGGGAUCAACACGCCUGCGGCGUUCGCCUUCAUAUUCAACAUCAUGUACCCUGCGUUCUUCGCCGGGGAGGGCACGCCGGACGAGCGGUUCAUCAAGGCCUACAGGAUCGCCCUGGCGGCCAACUUCCUGACGGGCCUGGUGUCCAUCGUCCUGUCGUUUCCGGCGCCGAUGCUGUUGAGGUUCAUGCCGCCGGCCGCGCUGCUGGUGCCCAUCGCGGGCAUCGGCUUCUCGUUCCUGGGAAUCCAGCAGAUGUCAGAGGGCCUGGCGGCGCCCAUCGUGGGCUACAUGGCCACCGCGUGGGUGUUCCUGGGGUGGUACGCUGGCGUGCGUAUCGGCUGGGGCAAGUUCAAAGUGCCCGAAGCCCUCCAGGUGAUAGUGAUUGGCGUCAUUUUGGGGUGGGCAACGGACUUGAGCAAGUCCGAGGAUGUUGACGAUGGGGCAGACCUGGUGAAGUGGUAUGGGCCUGACUGGUCUUGGACAGACUUGUUCGCAGAUUUCAGUGAUAUGAAGGACUUCAUCGGGACUAUUAUACCCUUGGCCAUUGUUGCGGUCGCCAGUUCCAUGAUGUGCCUCGUCAGUGCCAAGAACGCUGGCGACCCCUACCCCGUGAGAGAGGCCAUGAUCGUCGAUGGACUGGGAACCAUGCUGGUUUCUCUCUUUGGGUCGCCGUUUGGCACCGUGCUCUAUAUCGGGCAUCCUGCUUACAAGAGGUCUGGUGCCAGGAGCGGAUACAGCCUCAUGAAUGGUGUGCUGUACAUCGCCUUUUCCUGGUUUGGCAUCUUCGCUCUGAUCAGGUCCAUCGUGAACCAGGCAACCAUUGGUCAGAUUAUCCUGUUUGUGGGCCUGCUCAUAAACGAAGAGGCCCUGGUGUUCAUGCCCAAGCGCCACUAUGCAGCCUUCAUAGUGGGCCUCUUCCCAUCCGUGUGCGAUUGGGUGGUGACCAUCGCGGGUCGGGCCCCCCUCAGCGGCUUCACAUCCAGCGGUCAGGAAUUCAACACCAACCUCCCUGGAGUGGUCUCCCCCUGGUAUGGGAUACUGGGUUGGCAACGCGGCGCCCUGCUGGUGUCCAUGUUGUGGGUGUCUAUGCUUGUGCACAUCAUCGACCGCCGCUGGCUCCAGGCCGCAGUUUGGGCGUUCCUGGCCGCCCUGUUUGCGAUGUGCGGGGUAAUCCAUGCGCCAGAGGCCGGUUUUGAAGACUUUGAAGACGCCACUUGGCCGUCUUGCAGAGAUGUGGGCGACUCCGUCGAGUGCUGGGACCACGGGAAGCAGUGGCAGUACUUUGUGGCUUACUUGAUGAUGUGCGCAACAUUUGGCAUCCUGGAGGUCGUGGGGAGGGUUUUUGAGGACGUUCUUCCUCCACCCAUCCAGGACGAGACAGUGGACAUGUUCAAGGACUGGUAUCACGUGCCGGAGGAUAAACUGGUGGAAAAGGAUGACACUAGCAAAGGACUGCGUUCCAAGGGGGAAAAGUUGCAAGACGAUCCCAGCACAGACGCCAACAGCUCUGUUUGA
Molecule: messenger RNA, 1815 nt
Organism: Ostreobium quekettii
Lineage: Eukaryota; Viridiplantae; Chlorophyta; Ulvophyceae; Bryopsidales; Ostreobiaceae
Source: the annotation of a GenBank genome assembly